Molecule: messenger RNA, 2217 nt
Organism: Trifolium pratense (red clover)
Lineage: Eukaryota; Viridiplantae; Streptophyta; Magnoliopsida; Fabales; Fabaceae
Product: probable glycosyltransferase At5g03795
Exons: 4
Coding region: 327-2075 (582 amino acids)
Molecular function (GO): glycosyltransferase activity
Source: RefSeq, a predicted model, not a curated record
GUCACAUAUUUUGUUUUUUUCUUCUUUUUUUUUACAUUACAGACAACAACACAAAAAAUCACAUAAACAAAUCCUAUGUUCACUGUCGGUGUGAUUUCAUUACACCUUUUUCCUCUCUGCUUUCUCUGUUCUUACAUCAACAUUCAUCAAAUUUACUUUACAUACCCAUCAAAAACCCUCACUAAAUUUAUCAACUUUUCUGCCUGAUCUCAAAUGGGUUUGCUUCAAAAUUUCCAAUUUCAAACCAUUUCAUGAUGGGUGGUGAUCCAUGAAGUUUCCUCUGUUUUAGGGUAUGUGUAUUUUGUGUUACAUUCUGCAAUUGUAACAUGGAUCUAGGAUUUUUCAGAUUUCUAUGUCAAGCUGAAACAAGAAGAUUAGUUUCAUUGUUAGGAAUAACAGUAGCUUUAAUUUUAGUACUUCAGUUUUCUGAACUUCCAAAUAGUAACUUUGUUUCUUCUCUUACUGCAAGAAUCAAAAGUUUCACAAUAGAUUCAUCUUCUGUUAAUUCUACAUUGGAGGGUAAUAAUGUAAAUGUGAAUCUAAAUGCUUCAAAUUCAAACUCUAGUGAUGCAUUACAAGAUAUAUCAAUUAGUCCUCAAACUUCUUCAUUAGAAAAUGGUGAAGGAAUUGAAAAUGUCGUAAAUGUUAGUUCACCAAUGGUUAGUGUUGAUGGAAAAGAUGUUAAUUUAACAUCACAAGUGAAUCAAUCCUCUUUGCUUGCACCACAGCCUAUGGUGCCAUUGUCCAACGGAUCAUUCUUCGAUUCAAAAAUGUAUCCGAAGGACGGAAUUUUGGAAUCUGUGGAAAAAAUGCAUUCCACAAUGAGUAAUAAUAAGCCCAAGAUAUCGAAGAAUUCCAAGAGGCCGUCUAAAGUAGUUCCGAUAUCCGAGAUGAACUUAAUGUUGCAGCGCAGCCACGCUUCGUCCCAGAUAGUGAAACCAGCAAGUUCGGAAGCUGUUAGUGCGGAAAUAUUGCGUGCAAAAUCAGAGAUUGAAAAUGCCCCUAUCGUUGUGAAUGAUUCAAGACUUUAUUCGCCUUUAUACCGGAAUGUUUCCAUGUUUAGAAGGAGUUAUGAACUAAUGGAGAAGAUGCUAAAAGUUUAUGUCUAUCCGGACGGAGACAAGCCAAUCUUUCAUGAGCCAUUACUUGAUGGAAUAUAUGCAUCAGAAGGAUGGUUUGUGAAAUUAAUGGAAGGAAACAAACAAUUUAUGACUGGAGACCCUGAAAAGGCUCACUUGUUUUACAUACCUUUCAGUUCAAGAUUGUUGCAGUUAACUCUUUAUGUACGUAAUUCGCACAAACGUUCGAACUUAAUUGACUACAUGAAAAAUUAUGUGGACAUGAUUGCCGGAAAGUACCCUUUUUGGAAUAGAACAAAUGGAACAGAUCACUUUGUUGUUGCCUGCCAUGAUUGGGCUCCUGCAGAAACAAGAGGACGCAUGCUAAAUUGCAUCAGAGCCCUAUGCAAUGCUGACAUUGAAGUAGGAUUCAAGAUAGGAAAAGAUGUAUCACUUCCGGAAACAUAUAUAAGAUCAAUUGAGAAUCCUAUAAAAAAUCUAGGUGGCAACCCUCCUUCUCAGAGGCCUAUCCUAGCAUUUUUCGCAGGCGGUUUGCACGGUUAUGUUCGGCCUAUGCUGUUGAAGUUAUGGGAGAACAAAGAACCAGACAUGAAAAUAUCCGGUCCGUUACCGCAUGUCAAGGGUAACACAAACUACAUCGAACUCAUGAAGAGUAGCAAAUUCUGCAUUUGUGCAAGAGGUCAUGAAGUUAAUAGUCCGCGCGUGGUUGAGGCCAUAUUUCACGAGUGCAUUCCUGUUAUCAUAUCUGAUAAUUUUAUUCCUCCUUUGUUUGAGGUUUUGAAUUGGGAAUCUUUUGCUGUGUUUAUCAAGGAGGGACAUAUUGCUUAUUUGAGGGAUAUACUACUCGCUAUAUCGGAAGAGAAAUACUUAGAGAUGCAUAAGAGGGUGAAAAAGGUGCAAGAGCAUUUUCUUUGGCAUCAUGAGCCUGUUAAGUAUGAUUUGUUUCACAUGCUUCUUCAUUCAAUUUGGUACAAUAGAAUUUUCUAUACAAGUUAGAAGUAGUAAUCAUGUAUCAAUUUUGUAGGAAACUCAUUGUGUAAACAUUACAACUAAAGCAAGAAUAAUAUGAUGGGAAAAAAAAUUCAUUAGUUCUUGUUGAGGGUCAUAUUUAUUAUCCCCAAAAAGAAGAAAUCGAUAU